This is a messenger RNA of Cuscuta epithymum, 1120 nucleotides long. Lineage: Eukaryota; Viridiplantae; Streptophyta; Magnoliopsida; Solanales; Convolvulaceae. The record is from the annotation of a GenBank genome assembly.
AGUAUUUAUAAAUACGCAUAUAUUCCUCAUAAAAAUGAGUGCAUAUAUACUGGUAAAGACUUUCAUCUUCAUCUGCAAAAAAAAUGAUGCUCCGCUGCAAGGGGAAGGCUGAUGACCAUGAGUGCAAAAAGUUACUCUGGUUCUCAAUGUAGAAGUGUGUGAUUACAAUCACUCUUUGGAGAAAACUAGUCUAUGUGUUGGAAACCUUCAUGAGUUGGAGAAGAUUGAAUCUUUAAAGAUAGAGAGAGAUGGCUUCAUAUAUAAGAUAACAAUUGUGGGUAAAGUUGAUCCCUUGAAGAUCUUGGAGGAGAUGAAGAAUAAACUUGGAACCUCAGUGAAUCUCGUUUCUGUAGUUGAUGAGGAGGACACGCCUAUAAAUACCCAGUUCAGAUUGAAUCUGGCUUGCAACAGAAGUGUCAAGACAGUUCUUAACGUUGUGAGCAAAAGCAAAGGAUUUCAAGGGAUAAACAUAGAGAGGACGAAGAAUUUGGUGACUGUGAAAGGGGAAAAUGUGGAAACAGAGAAGCUGAGGCUGACUCUGCAGAAGAAACUGAACAGUGCCGUGGAGGUUAUUGUGCCGCCGCCGAAUCAAGAAGCUAAGAAGGUUUUCGCCGCCGUGCCUCAGCCUCACUGGGCGGAGUGCGGUGGCCCCAGUCAUGAUGAUCAGGAGGUCUGUGGGAUCAUGUGAUUAUGGUUCCAGAUCAAAGGUCAAAGUUGCAGUUCAUAUACUUCGAUUUUAGUAAAGAUAAGAACAGCCACUACAUACCAAGUAUACUCCUUUAGGACCUUUAGGUGUGUUUAUAUGAAAUAUAAAAGAAAAAUGAAGAUAUAAUUAAAGAACAUAUCCAGCCAGAAUCUCUUUAGAGAGGCCGGCUUGAAACGCUUAUACAGUCUACUAAUCCUUCACAUGAAUUAACUUAGGGUACGAGUUUAAGAAUGACUAACCUUAUGUUAACAUUAAAAUAGUGUGUAGUAAGUGUACUAUUUUUUUUUUUAAUUCAAAGGCACUUGCCCACUUGGAUCCUAUAUGAUCAAAUAGGAGGUCAUCUUAAUGAGAAAAUUUUGUUUCUAAAGUGUAUGUGGUUCCGAUUUCCGAAGAUUGGGUCAAUGAUGUGGUGGC